This is a messenger RNA of Trypanosoma theileri, 2544 nucleotides long. RefSeq lists its product as uncharacterized. The transcript has a single exon. The coding region runs from base 1 to 2544 and encodes 847 amino acids. Gene Ontology annotation, cellular component: RQC complex. The record is from RefSeq and is a predicted model, not a curated record. Lineage: Eukaryota; Euglenozoa; Kinetoplastea; Trypanosomatida; Trypanosomatidae.
AUGUCCGCUAGACAGUUACGCCGUCUGCAGAAUCUCGUUAAAGCUUCAACUGGGGCUGAUGCGGACGACGACACGGCGGAGUUUCCUUCAACGAUGCAGUUGCCCAAGAACGGAGGAAGGUCAAAGGGACAACGACGGAAGAUGAACCAAGAAGUACUGGAACAAAAACAAGAAAAAAAACACCAACAGGAAGGAGAUGAAAAGGAGAAGAAACAACAAGAACAUCACGAAGAACAACCGGUAAUUACAAAGACUCCAAAAUAUGAGGUCCGUGCGGAGAGAACCCCUGACGUUGAGCACAGUAGUGUGCAACACCCCACGUCUAGCACGAAGGAAUGCAGCCUUACAGAGCCCAAGGCGGUGGGAGGGACUUCCACCUCCACAACUCCCGCUGCUGCUGGACGGAGGCGGGGGCAGAGGAGCCGGCGGCGGGGCCGGGCGGCGGAGGAGGAGGCAGAGGAGGAACGACUGCUGGCCGCCGUGCUGCGCCAGCGGGAGUUGGAGGCGGGCCGCAGCGGUCAAGACAACUCCACACUGACAGCAGACAGACACGGGGACGAAGCCGUAGGGGAAACCGCAGACCUCCUCACACUCCUCUCGGUGUGUAAUCCAAAGAUGCUUGAUUCACGACUGGAGCGUAUCCGUCGCUUUGGACGGGAAGCCGUAGAAGACAUUGGCGAUGGAAGAGUUCCCCAACGGCGUCCAGAGAACAGACCAUCAUCGCUUUUCUAUACAGAAAAUAUGAUCCCUACAGUUCGAUUUCGUCACAGUAUCCUAGCUACACCAAAUCGCUAUUCAUGGCCACCAUAUGAUGGUCUAGGGGCUGUACUUGUAGUGAAGGAGAAAAAGCAGCGUAAAACCAGUAAAAACGAUUUAUCAGGUAAAAAUGGGAGUGAAACUUGUAGUGGUGGUAGUAGUAGUAGUAAUGGUAACAAUGGAUCGGUUGUCUAUUAUUUAGAUACUUCUAAUCCAGAUAUGCAUCGUGCAGAUGCAGCACUUGCCAUGUGUGAAUUUAAUAAUCGGGGUAUAGAAGGUUUAUUGGAAUGUUUAUCUGUUUCACCCUAUCAUGUUCCAACACUUAUUCUUACAAGUAAUGUAUUUGAAAUGAUGGGUAAUGUUCCAAAAGCCCAAGAUGCCAUUGAUAUUGCACUUUACCACGUUGGUGUACUGUUUUCACGUUUUCCAUUGCAACAAACGGUACGUCAGCGAUGUCUACCUUUUGCUAUUACAUCUAACAAACAAGUUUUUCAGAUUCUUCGAUGUGGAGUACAUCAAUCACUUAAGAAAGCUGCUACUCAAACGGCAUGGGAGAUUGCCAAAUUACUUUAUUCUCUUGAUGAUACAGACCCGUUUGGAAUGUUGUUACUACUGGAUUACCUUGCACUUCGAAGAAAAGGAUGGGGAUGGUUAUUGCAGGUAUAUUUUAUUAUAAUGCAUGAACUCCAAAAGAAUACUACAGGGGAUUCAAAUGAAAUGACAGAUUCUUUGUCUAACCACAGUUUGGCAUUAUCACUUUCAACUUUACCUGGUUUUUUCUUUAGUGCUGCCUUGGCCAAGUAUUUUCUAGAACGGGAGCAGACAAAUGUUACCGGUACUACUGGGGAAGGGAAAAAAGGUAAAGUACCCAAAGUAAUACGUGAUAUGACACCCGAACAGCUUCAUGCCUUUCAUAAUACUCCAUCCGCGAUGGAAAUGUUAGCAGAUGCCAUUGGAAGAUUUCCUUCUGCAUCUGUACUUCUCGUUGAGAAGCUUGGAAGUUCUAGUAUACCUUCUUUAUCAGAGGCCUGGCAAGAAAUUGUAAAGGCGAAUGAAGCAAUUAGUAGUGGUGAUGAAUCCUAUUUGCAUGUGAUACAACUCUGGGUAGCAAGAAAUGUGGAAAUGUGGAAAGCUGCUGAACCUGCUGCCUUCUUACGACGUGUUAUUACAGAAGAUAAUGGGGUUUGGCUAAAAACUCAUAGUUUUCCUGCUUCUACUAUUGCUGUUGCUGCUUCUAAAUCAGAUCACUCUUCUCAUUUAACACCAUGGCAGCAUUUAUUGCUUAAAGAAGAGGAUGUAAUGGGGCAAACAGUAUCAGCAAUUCCGGCGCAUUUGCUUAAUUCUGAAGAAUAUACAGAAGAGGACAUGCGUGAUGAAAUGCGGCGAAUGGUACCAGAAGCAAUUGCUUCAGAUGAUCACGACACACUUUUGCGCUUUGAGGCUCUUUACGGUCCACUUGAACCCCCAACAUUAUCACCAUCAGAGCGACUAGCACGCUAUGAUGAAAUGUUCACAACAGAUCAGCAGAAUCAGCGGUUCCAAGAGCCACGUGUCGGAUUAUGGUUUGUAUUGCGUAGAUUCCUACCAUCGAAUAUUGUGCGGGACAUGCAGCUGAGAAGUGCGCUGCAGGAGAAUGGAGUGCCUGACCCUGUUGUUCAGCAAGAUCAUUGGGGAACAGACGAAGAAGAAGGUGAUGAGGAUUCUUUUUCAACAGAGGGUAGUUGGUUUACUGAUGAAACCAUUGUGACCGAUGAAGAUGAUGAUGAAGAAGAAGAAGAAAAUAUUUGA